AAACCCCAAGACCCCAGUCUUGCGCAUGGUGACCCCGACGUGAUACAGCGCAAGGCACACAGAAGGACGGACAAAGGUCACGGAUCGCCACGUCUUCGGGUGGAACAUUAAUUUGGAAGACCAAUUUGGAAGACCGAGUACGAAGAGUUUAAGACAGCAAUUAUUCGCCGUGCCGUCCCAGUCGCUUCGUGCAGCCCGCCACGUCACUCAGGACUCAGGAGCGACCGCCGACCCGCCGACCCGCCGACGCCGCCAGGUGCCGCAGCCACGGUCCAGCAGGGAAGUGAACCACUCCUUUAUUCCUUUUUUCUUUCCAUACAAUUUUCCUCUCUUCUUGACUAUCAAGCUCUGCCACUCUUACUUUCACUAGGCCAAGCUUUAGUCGCAUUUUUAUUGCCUAUGCUGCGCAAGUGAAUAUCGAUUUUUCAGGCUUUCAUUUCCUUAUUGUUCGAAAUUAUCUAAAUUGCCGAUCGAUCCGCUCGCACAUAUCUGCAUAUUAUAAUCUUUAUUUUAUUAUUUUUUGAGGAGUUUCUUUACAUUAAAAUUAAUUAGCUUCAAGCUAUACAAGCUUACUGAGCUAUUCGCAAUAUUUUUUGCACUAUUAAAUUAAAAGCUAAAGCUGCUUGUCUAUAUUUCAUUAUUAUUUUAUUUCUUAGAGGGCAUUAAGUAUACUCAUCUCAUUUAAUUAUUGAAUAAGCUUGCACUCAUCCCAUCAAUUUAAAGCUGAUAAUCAUAAAUCCCUGCGUAAAUAUUCCAUUGCAAUUUGCAUUAGAUACCUAAACGCUUCGCUUUGCUUGCCAGUGCCGGACCGCGUGACACGGCUCGAGUCCCGUUAUCUGCCGCCAGCGGUUACUACGCACGCGCCCUGCGCCAGCGCCGAGUGAAUGGAAAUAAGGCGGAUUAAUUUACGUAUUUCUUUUAUAUUAUUUUUCUUAAUUUAAAUUUAAUCCUUCCUCCAUUUCUUGUCGAUUUAUAAUUGAUAUAUUUUUGUUCGAAAUAUGACUUCUUACGUAAAUACUAGAUCCUCCAUUAAGGGACGUUUAACUAAAUUUAAGAAUUAUAUCAAUAAUCUUUUCAAUAGCGAUGAUAUUUCUUCGCAAGAAAUGGAUGAACUUUCAUUGAGGUUGGAUCGUUUUCGUGCAUUGUUCAUGCAGUUCGACGAUGUGCAAACGCGCAUCGAAAUUGAGAAUCCAACCUCGAUGGAAGCCGAAAUUGAUGCAAGGGAUGAAAUUGAACAAGAUUUUAUUUCUCUAAUAUAAAUACGAAUAACUGUGAACUAGCAAGUGUAAAGUCCGAAAAAUCAAGCUCAUUGCGGUCAUCAAAGUAACGAAAUCAAUUUUAGAUUACCUUUGAUAAAUAUAGGCAAUUUUGAUGGCUCUUAUUUUAAAUGGCUUGAAUUUCGCGACACCUUUGAAUCACUUAUUCACAAUAACGAGCGUAUCAAGUCCAUACAUAAAUUUCAUUAUUUGAACUCGUACUUAGAAGGUGAAGCAGUUCAAGUUAUAAGCAAUUUAGAGGUUACCGAUUGCAAUUACAUCGUAGCUUGGCGUCUCCUUUGCGAGAGAUAUAACAACAAAAGACAAUUAAUUUUUAACCAUUUAAAUUCUUUGUUUAAUCUGCAACCUAUAGGCCGAGAGUCGGCGAAGUCUUUGCGUUACCUAGUUGAUCAUGUGUCCAAAAAUCUGCGCGCCUUAAAUACAUUGGGGCAGCCCACUGAUCACUGGGAUACUUUAAUUAUACAUAUGGUUUCGGCUAAGCUCGACAAUAAUUCUAAUUUGAAGUGGGAAGAAUUUAAAAAUAGUUCUUUCAACGACGAUAAAAUGCCGUCAUUAUUUGAUUUUAAUAAAUUUUUAAAGGGACGUGCUGACGUUUUAGAAUCAGUACAGCGCAAUAAAUUAGAUAAAUCGUUUAAUAAUAACAAUAGUAAGCGGGAACACUUUGUUUCUCAUAACAAGUCAGACAAGUCCGUAACCAUGAAAACCUUCACAAUUUCAGCCACUCCCGGUGCUUCUUCUUUCCCUCCGGCUUCGUGUUUCUUCUGCAAUGGCGGUCAUCGCAUUUACGACUGUUCGUCGUUCCGGUCCUUGAGCAUCGAGGAUCGAAUCGCCGGCGCCGCUCGAUUGAAGCUCUGCCUCAACUGUCUUAGGGCGGGGCACACCUCACACCGUUGCCGAUCGCGUCCCUGUCGUAUUUGUAAGAAGCGCCACAAUACUUUAUUACAUAGGGAGGUUACUCGGGCUGUAAAUACACAAACUAUGGACUCGCCCCCGCCGUCGCGGUGCGAGUCCGGAGUCGCGUCCAAUCAUAUGGCCGUCUCCUAUUCAACUCAGGUGUUGUUGUUUACAGCGCUCAUUGAUGUUUACAAUCCCGUUAGCAACGACCACGUGACAGCACGGGCGAUGCUAGACUCCGGUAGUAUGACGUCAUUAAUAACUAAUGAAUUAAAACAUAAAUUGCAAUUAACGCCGCAACACAAUUCUGUUGAUGUGAGAGGAGUAGGUAAUAUUUCAUUGUUUAAAACUCCUGAACGUUGCGCCUUGCAAAUUAGGUCUAUACAUGACAAUAAUGUCAAUUUUGAUACAUCGUGUUUAGUUCUGCCUAAUAUUUCCGGUAAUUUGUCGCAUAAAUACAUAGACGUGUCUCAUUUAAAUUUGCCGCGUAACAUCAAACUCGCAGAUCCCAAUUUUAAUCAGCCCGGUCCAAUUGAUAUUUUAAUCGGUGCUGACAUUUUUUGGAAUUUAAUCGGAUCCGAGCAGAUUACGUUAGGCCAGGACAUGCCCGUUAUGCGUAAGUCGAAGUUAGGUUGGUUACUUGCCGGGCCUGUUAGCGCCCAUUCAAGGUCAAGCGACAAUUUAUUUAAUUCAUUUUUGCAAUGCAAUACACUGUGCAUCUUUCACAGUUUUAACGAGUCGCUGACUAAAUUUUGGCAAAACUCAUGUAAGAUAUUUGACCCUUUUGGUAUUUUGUGCUUGCUAACCUUAAUACUAAAAAUAUUAAAUAAAAAAUUAUGGUUUGCAAAAAUUAAAUGGGACGAUUGCGUGCCCUUAAAUUCUCAACUUACAUCAGCUGUUUGCAGAACACUACGUUUCCAGAUAUCUCAAUUAGUCUACUGGGCCGAUUCAUUAACUUUUUCAGGUUCGUUUAAAUCUCGUUAUAGUAAAUUAAAAACAUAUGUGUCAAAUCGCAUUGCUAGUAUUUGUUUUCUUUUACGCAAGUCACGAUGCAACUGACCGCAAUUUGCAAUGAAUAUUAGAAUUGUUAUAAUUAGAAUUAAGGGUUCAUGUUGCCGUUAAUUAUUAAAUUGGGGAAUAAUUUUAUUGAUUUUGACAGAUAUUCGAAACUUACGAUAUUACAGCGCGCGUUCGCUUAUUUAUUACGAUUUAUUCAUAACUGUCACACACAUACAAAUAAUAAACCUAGCGGUGUUCUACAGCCUGAGGAACUUGACGCGUCCUUUAACAUUUGUUUAGGCUGGCACGGUAGGAUAGAUUCCCCAAUGAAUUGAAAAUUCUUCGCGACACCCAUUUUUAUUUAUUAUUUUACACUUUUGAUAUGUGUCAUCCCAUUCUUCUCCAUGCCAAGCACCGGCUAACUAAGUUGUUGUUUCAGCAGGAGCACGUGCGUUUGCUACGUGCUGCGCCUCAGCUGCUAUUAGUUUUUGUGUUCACCUUCAUUAGUGUUUGCGUUGACUUAGCCGGGGCCUUUUUUAUUACUGAUAUGCGUGGGAGGGUAUGUAAAAUAACGAAAUGUUAUUUAUUUAAUUUAUUUAUUUUGUUUAAAUUUUGUCGGAGCAAUAGCUUAACGAUAUUAUAAAGUCAAGUUCAAUUUCAGAAUUUGCUUCAAACGAGGGGAUUAAGUUUGAAUUCGAACCGGCUUUCUCUUCUCGUUCUUUCGGCCUGGUCGAAUCAGGAGUGCGAUGCGCAAAGUUUUAUCUUAAAUUAAUUUUAGGGAAUGCCCAUUUGACAUUUGAAGAGUUGGUAUUUUUCGUUCAGUCAAGUAGAGGCCAUCCUGAACAGCCGACCCUUAUGUCCUUUCUUAUGAUCCCUUAUCUUCCUCUCCAGACGAUUUCCAUCCUUUAAAUCCAGGUCACUUCCUCAUCGGCCGUGCGCUGACGUCACUGCCAUCGCCGAGCUCGGCGGACAUAACCAGAACCGCUUAGAUAGGUUUCAGAGACUCGAAGCAUUCAGGCAGCACUUCUGGCGCCACUGAGACCUCGAGUACAUCGCGGAGCUGCAGCGGCGGACGAAAUGGUGUCUUCCCGUCAGAUGCCUGCAACGAGGCGACCUGGUGGACAAUGUUCCUCCCUUAAACUGGAGGCUCGCAACCAAGCUUUUCCCUGGAGCUGAUUGAUUUUCCCGAGUGGCCGAAAUUGCCACCACCUCCGGCUCCUACAGGCGAGGUGUGAAGUACCUUUGCCCUUUGCUGGAUAACGCAGAAACGGUCUUGGAGCCUGACGUCUCCAACGGCCCCCAGUAUGUCUAGGCAUCCGCCUAGCGGCAGCGACACAGGGACGGCAUCAAGAAACCGGUUUCCCGAACGAGCGCCGUCCCCGCGCCCCUCCUCAGAGCGGAGGCCCCGCUCUCUUUUACCUCGAGCGUCGUACACGACACACGCCACCUAUAGGCGUGCUAUUGUCUUUUUUCACUGAAUAUUUUGUACGAGUAAUUAUUAUCAAAUAUACACAUCGAACCUUUAAA
Molecule: messenger RNA, 4697 nt
Organism: Colias croceus (clouded yellow)
Lineage: Eukaryota; Metazoa; Arthropoda; Insecta; Lepidoptera; Pieridae
Exons: 2
Coding region: 1743-3230 (495 amino acids)
Source: RefSeq, a predicted model, not a curated record